Molecule: messenger RNA, 3996 nt
Organism: Didymodactylos carnosus
Lineage: Eukaryota; Metazoa; Rotifera; Eurotatoria; Philodinida; Philodinidae
Source: the annotation of a GenBank genome assembly
AUGUCUUCGGGAGCUAUGACAGCAGUUGAAAGCAUUCCACUAUUAUUAACUGGCCUAAGAACGACCUUUAAUUCAGGCAAAACAAAAUCUCUUAAAUGGCGUAAACAACAGCUAGAACGUUUGUUGAAAUUAUUUGAUGAACAAAAACAUUUAUUUGCUGAUGCGGCGAAAGAAGAUUUUCAUCGUCCUGAACAGGAGACAUUGUUAUAUGAUUGUGGAUUAAUUCGUGCUGAAUGUGUCUAUGCAUUAAAUAAUAUUGAUGAUUGGGUUAAAGAUGAAAAAAAGUCAGACAGUCUUGUUUACGCAAUUAUGGAGAAAUAUGUUCAUAGUGAACCAUAUGGUGUGAGCUUAAUCAUUGGUCCUUGGAAUUAUCCAUUUUUACUACUAUUUGCUCCACUUGUGGGUUCGAUAGCAGCUGGAAAUUGUUCGGUGUUAAAACCUAGUGAAUUAGCGCCUAAAUGUGCACAACUCGUGUUCGAUGUUGUACCGCGUUAUUUAGACAAUGAUUGUAUCAAAACGGUACUUGGUGGUGUUGAUCAAACACAAGCAUUACUAAAAGGCGAUAUCGAUUAUAUCUUUUAUACGGGUGCGACGACGACUGGUAAAAUAAUUAUGCAUGCUGCAGCAGAGAAAAUGAUACCAGUUACUCUGGAAUGUGGUGGUAAAAGUCCUGUUUACAUAGCUGAUGAUGCUAAUAUUGAAGUAACUGGAAAACGCAUAGCAUGGGGCAAAUGUAUUAAUAGUGGACAAACAUGUGUGGCUCCGGAUUAUUUAUUAUGCUCAAAAGCAACGGAACAACGUCUUAUACCAGAAAUUAUUAAAGCUUGGAAAGAAUUUUAUACUGAAAACCCGUUACAAUCAGAAUCGUACGCGCAUAUUGUAAAUGACCGACAUUUUAAACGUGUUGAAAAUUUAAUUGAUAAAUCGAAGGUUGUUUACGGUGGAAACAGUGAGGAGAAACACAAUUACAUUUCACCGACAAUUAUGACAAAUGUUACGGCGGAUGAUAAAGUAAUGCAAGAAGAAAUAUUUGGUCCACUUUUACCAAUAAUCAAUGUUAGAGAUGAAAAUGAAGCAAUACGUUUUAUUAAUGAACGUUCAAAACCACUGGCACUCUAUGUCUUUACGGGAAAUAAAAAAUUAGCCAAAAAAAUAAUAGAUGAGACAAGUUCAGGAUCUGUGUGUGUUAAUGAUGUUGUUUUACAAAUUGGACCUUCCGCAUUACCCUUUGGCGGCGUUGGACCCUCGGGACUUGGAAGUUAUCAUGGAAAAUAUUCGUUCGACACAUUUAGUCACAAACGUUCAGUCGCUUUUUCGCCAACUUUCGCAGACGGUCUAGUAUCAAUGAGAAAUCCACCGUACACAAAAGCAACAACAAAACGUAUGGAACUCAUUGGUAAACCCUACAGAAAUUGGUUUCAUAUUCCACGUGUAUUUAAAACGUUUUGGUUUUGGGCAUUUAUUUCCUUAACAAGUUUGGAUCCAAAAAUGGAUAGUGGGAUGUCAAUUAAUAAUCAUUUUCAUCAACAACCACAACAACAAAAUCGAAAUUUAACACCCACUAUCGCUCAACUGAUAGAUCGAAAACAAUUAAAAAUUGAAAAUUUUUCUAAUUUAGAAUUAGUUUAUAUUUUUGAUCAAUUAUUAUCAUCGUUUCAUAUGUGGUUAGAUGGUCAUAGUCUAGCAUUAACCGUUUUCACAUGUUUAUAUUUACAUGAACCAGAUAUGAUCAAAGAUAAUGUAUUACGAACAAUGACAAUCGCCUAUUUAAAACUAAUUGAUUAUAUACGUGAACGAAUUAUAUUGAAAGCCGGCAUCUAUGAAGAAGAAGAUUUUAGUGGUACACUGAUAUAUAAUUUUAAAUUUUAUCAAGAAACCGUUAAGGAACAGCAAUCUAUUAACGAUAUAAAAAAAUGUGAAGAUGAUUUGGCAAAAUAUUAUAGAAAAUUACGUCAUUUAUCUACAACAGUAGAUAUUAGUCAAGAUAUGCUUUAUACUCAACAAUUAACGAUUAGAAUGAAAUUUUUAAGACAUUUAUAUCAAAUAUGUUUAAAAUUUAAUUGUGUAAAUGAAAUCGGUGAACAAACACCAUUAAAUGGAGAAGAAAUAGCAAAAUUGUUAAAACAAACAACAGAAUGUUUACAAUUAAUACAGCCAACAGUAUUAAUCAAAGAUAAUGACGAACAGGAAGAAAAUAAUUUAACAACAGCAAUAAAUAUUCAAAAACUUGAUACAAAUUCAUCAUCCAUGAUUGCAUCUGAAGAAGAGUCUAAUUUAUCCACCACAAUACUAUCAAUUUCUCCAUCAUCGAUUGUUGAUUUAAAAUACACAUUUGAUCCCUAUUAUAAUUAUCGCCAAUUACCACCAGCCUUCAAUCGUUUCAUUCGCUGUUUGAUACCAUCAACAAUUGUUUAUAAAACAUAUAAUGAAUUAUGUGAACAUAUAAAGAAAUUAUUAGAAAUGACUGAUAAAAAAACGCUACAAUUAUCUUAUGAAUAUUUCAUUGAAUAUUCAACAUAUUAUAAGCCAACAAUUUUCAUUCGUUCUUUAUUACUAUUGAGUUAUUUACCAUCAGCACAAGGUAUACCAUUACCUGGACGAAAAAUAUUUGGUCAAUUUAUUUUUAGUGAUUACAUCAAAUUAGAAAUGAAAUCUUUUAUUCUACCACCCAUAUUAACAUUAAAACAUAUUCAAAUUGAUCAAACCACUUUUGAUAUUGUUGAAAAUUUUUUUCAACGAUCAGCUGUACUAUUUUCAAAUUUAUUCUAUUCUUUAUGUAAUAAUCGUGCACGAACUCGUGAAAAAUUAUCAAAUUUAUUAGAGGAAUGUAGUGUUUUACAAGAUGAAAGUGAAAAAAUAGAUAAUUGGUUACAAAAAUUUCUAUUAGAUAUAUUUGAACAACAAACCCCGAAUAAUAGUCAAGUGAUGAUGAUGAUGGAAAAAACAUCCUAUUUUUUUAAUUUUAUGCUUCAUUGGACACUAUGUAUUAUGGAAUAUUAUAUUUAUUUAGGAUUUGAAUUAGAUUUAUAUUCUAAACGUGAAUUAUAUGAUCUUUAUUUUUAUCUUGCACAAAUUAUUCUAUUUGCUCACAUAACUAUUUAUACAAGAGCCGAUUAUCUUUUAACAAAUACGGAAACAUUUUUUCAACAAUUAAACAAUACAUCAAUGACAGCCGGUAAAAAACAACAAAAAUCACCAGUUACAAACCGUUUUAUACGUCAAUUAGUUGAUAAUAAUCCUCAAAUGACAAGUGAUUUAUUAAAUAUGCCAUCAUCAACUAUAUCUUCGUCUGACGUCGGUUCAAUAAGUACACCAGUAAAUACUGACAAUCAAAAAAAAUCAAAACGAAAACAACAAACAACGACUAAUGGAACAGCACCCUCUACGGCAACGAAUGGAGGUCAUAAUAAUAAUACAAAUAGUAGUAGUUCUAAUCGUCCAUCUCAUUAUGAAAAAGAACUCAAUUUGUUACAUGGACAUUUUUCCAUGUGUACAGCAUUACAUCGAUGUUUAAAAGCAUUAGAAGUUGAUAAUCGAUUAAUAUUUAAGAAGAAGAAUGACAUGAGUAGUGAUUUGACGCAGUCACCAUAUUUUUUAAAAGAUGAAGUCCGUUAUCGUCAUCGUUUUAUGCCAUUUAGUAAUUUAUGUGCACCACGCUAUAUGAAAUAUCAUGACUUUAAAGAUAUUCAACAGUUGUGCGAUGGUGAUCAUAAUAUUCAUGAUUUAUAUCAAGAUUCUGUGACACACUUUCAACAAGCAAAAGUCUAUUUUGAAACAUAUCUUAAUAAAAUAACGUUGAAACAUUCAUCAACUAAAACACCAUUGAAUCGCACAUUUACAAUUGGUUUUACAUCUGUGAAAGAUGUUGAAUCUUAUAUUAAAAUAGCUAAAACAAAUGUGAUUGUUGUACGACUGUUAGCUGCUGGUCAUAAAAGAGGUGAAACUAUUGAUUUUGAUUUUAAUACAAAUUCACAUUAUCCAAUGUUAAAACUGUGA